Poecilia latipinna (sailfin molly) is the source of this 5897-nucleotide messenger RNA. RefSeq names its product WD repeat domain 11 (gene wdr11). Gene Ontology annotation, cellular component: cytoplasm. The record is from RefSeq and is a predicted model, not a curated record. NCBI's taxonomy places the organism in Eukaryota, Metazoa, Chordata, Actinopteri, Cyprinodontiformes, Poeciliidae. Bases 140 to 3862 code for a protein of 1240 amino acids. The transcript is spliced from 29 exons. Gene Ontology annotation, molecular function: protein binding.
UUGCUGCACGGUUGUGUUUAUGGAAUUCCUAUUCACUUCCUUGUAGAAUUCAGACCAUAGCCGAACAUCCAUAAGCGAAGUAAUUUUCGCAGCUGGUAGUUAAUAAAUGUUAAUGUACCAUCAAGGUUUAUAGCUGACAAUGAUUCCUUACACUGUCAACAUCAAACUCGCUGCUCGGACGCUGACUGGCACGCUUAAUUUGCAGAAUAAAACAGCCGUGGACUGGGGAUGGCAGGGGCUAAUAGCACAAGGAUGUCACUCAAGUAUUCUUAUAAUGGAUCCAAAGACUGCUCAGACCAUCCAGGUCCUUGAGAGGCACAAAGCAAAUGUUGUCAAGGUGAAAUGGUCAAGAGAAAAUUACUACCACAACUUGAGCUCUCCCUACUGUCUGCGGCUCGCCUCAGGAGACGCAUCUGGGAAGAUCAUAGUGUGGGACGUGGUCAGUGGGACAGCUCACUGCGAGAUCCAGGAGCAUUCCAAACCUAUUCAGGAUUUGGAGUGGUUGUGGAAUCAGGAUGCGUCCCGUGACCUGCUGUUAGCCGUUCAUCCUCCUAACUACAUCGUUCUGUGGAAUGGAGACACAGGAACCAAGCUGUGGAAGAAGAGCUACGCUGAGAAUAUCCUCUCCUUUUCCUUCGACCCUUUUGAUCCGUCCAACAUGGCAUUGCUGACCAGCGAAGGAAUCGUUUUCAUCACAGAUUUUUCCUAUUCCAAACCACCCAGCAGUGCUGGGAAAAAGGUGUACAUUGCCAGUCCUCAUGCAAGCCCAGCACACACCAAGCCUGCACCUGCUGCUGCUCCUGCACCCACGGGUGCCAAGAAAGCCCUUAAUAAAGUCAAAGUGCUCAUCACCAAUGAAAAACCCACUGCAGAGGCGGUGACGCUGAACGACUGUCUGCAGCUCUCUUACCUGCCGUCCAAAAGGAACCACAUGCUGCUGCUUUAUCCCAGAGAGAUUUUAAUCCUGGACCUGGAGCUCAGCCAGACUGUGGGCGUGGUGGCCAUUGAGCGCUCGGGGGUCCCCUUUACCCAGGUAAUUCCCUGCACUCAGCGCGACGCCCUCUACUGUCUGCAUGAGAACGGUUGCAUCACGUUGCGGGUGUGCCGCUCAACAUCUGCACAAGAGGAAGCAGCAGACCCAGAACAGAGUGUCCAGGAGCUUGUUUAUGACCUGCGCUCCCAGUGCGAUGCCAUAAGAGUCACUAAGACGGUCCGGCCGUACCGGAUGGUUAUUUGCCCUGUGAACGAGAACAAAGCUGCCCUCAUGGUCAGCGAUGGAAGAGUCAUGCUCUGGGAGCUGAAAGCGCACACUGGGCGGUCGGUUGUCAAUCCAAGUUCUGGUUUGUCGCCUCUCUACUCCCCCGUGUCGUUUUGUGGAGCUCCUCUGGGUCCAAACCAGAAAAGAAUCCAGGAUCUGUCUCUCAACAGCAUGAUCAGUCAGACGCUGAUUGCUGGUGAGGCUCCUCCUCCAUCUUCUAACCAGCAGGAGGUCCAGCUGAAGUUCCUGCUCACCGGCCUCCUGUCUGGUCUGCCGCUUCCUCCGUUUGCCAUCCGCAUGUGUCCACCUCUCACCACCAAGAACAUCAGCCACUAUCAGCCUCUUCUGGCGGCAGGCACCAGCAAUGGGUCUGUACUGGUGUACAACCUGACCAGUGGUCUUCUGCACAAAGAACUCAGUGUACACUCUUGUGAAGUCAGGGGGCUCGAAUGGGUGAGUCUGACCAGCUUUCUAUCUUUUGCCACUUCUUCCCCCAACAACAUGGGCCUGGUGCGAAACGAGCUGCAGCAUGUUGACCUUCCUACUGGCCGAUGCUUUGCAUUCAGAGGUGAGCGAGGGAACGAUGAGCCGCCCAUCGAAAUGAUUAAAGUGUCUCAUCUCAAGCAGUACCUGGUGGUGGUGUUCAGAGACAAACCCUUGGAGCUGUGGGACAUCAGGACAGGGACACUUCUUCGAGAAAUGGCCAAGAGCUUCCCCACUGUCACUGCGCUGGAAUGGUCUCCCUCCCACAACCUGAAGAGUCUCAAGAAAAAGCAGAUGGCAGCAAGGGAGGCCAUGGCCAGGCAGACCGUGUCGGACGCAGAGCAGAGCAGUGUUGAGUCCUCAGUCAUCAGUCUCCUGCAAGAUGCUGAGAGCAAAUCAGAGACCAGUCAGGCCAUCUCUGCCAGGGAACACUUUGUGUUCACAGACACCGAUGGCCAGGUCUACCACAUCACUGUGGAGGGCAACACGGUGAAAGACGGAGCACGGAUCCCUCCUGACGGUAGCAUGGGCAGCAUCGCCUGCAUUGCCUGGAAAGGCGACACCCUGGUGCUUGGAGAUGUGGAUGGCAAUCUUAACUUCUGGGACCUUAAAGCUCGACUGUCCAGAGGGAUACCGACACAUCGGGGUUGGGUGAAGAAGAUCCGCUUCGCUCCUGGUAAGGGGAACCAAAAGCUGCUGGUCAUGUACACAGACGGAGCAGAAGUCUGGGACACCAAAGAGGUCCAAAUGGUCAGCAGUAUGAGGUUUGGACGCAAUGUGAACUACCGCAUCCUCGACAUCGACUGGUGCACAUCAGAUAAAGUUGUGUUGGCUUCGGACGACGGCUGCGUCCGAGUGUUGGAGAUGGCCAUGAAGUCGGCCAGUUACCGCAUGGAUGAGCAGGACCUGACUGACCCGGUGUGGUGUCCUUCCCUGCUGCUACCCCGGGCUGCCCUCACUCUUAAGGCUUUCCUUCUCCUGCAGCCCUGGUCAGGGACCUUCACUAUGGACAUCACUCAGGUAGAUUACAAUGAAAAAGUGGAGAUUAAAGGCCUGAUCCAGGAGCAGCUCAACUCGCUGUCAAACGAUAUGAAGAGCGUGCUUCAGGACUCGGAGCUGAGUCUUCUGCAGCGCUGCCUCCUGGUGUCACGGUUGUUCGGGGAUGAGUCCGACCUUAACUUCUGGACAGUGGCGUCCCACUACCUGCAGCUGUUUGCCCAGGCUCGUCAGCUAAGCGUGACCUCUGAAGGGGGGAGUGAAGAAACCCAGCCGCCGUCUCAGAACCACCUGGACAUUUGCCACGACAUUUUGUGCGAGAGUUCUUACUUCCAGAAGUUCCAGCUGGAUCGAGUUCACUUGCAGGAGGUGAAGAGGUCCAGUUAUGAACACACCAAGAAAUGUGCUGACCAGCUCCUCCUGCUGGGUCAGACCGACCGGGCGGUGCAGUUGCUGCUGGAGACGAGUGCAGAUAACCCCAGCUACUACUGCGAUUCACUCAAAGCCUGCCUAGUGACCACCAUCACCUCCUCGGGCCCUUCACAGUCUACAAUCAAGCUAGUGGCCACCAAUAUGAUUGCUAAUGGCAAACUGGCAGAGGGAGUCCAGUUGUUGUGUCUGAUUGACAAGGCGGCGGACGCCUGCCGCUACCUGCAGACCUACGGGGAGUGGAACCGAGCGGCGUGGCUCGCUAAGGUGCGCCUGAGCCCAGCAGAAGGCUCCGACGUGCUGAAGCGCUGGGCAGAGCACCUGUGCUCCCCUCAGGUCAACCAGAAAUCCAAAGCCAUCCUGGUGCUGCUGUCCCUGGGCUGCUUUUACAAAGUGGGAGAGAUGCUGCACAGUAUGAGGUACUUUGAUCGCGCCGCCCUCUUCAUUGAGGCUUGUUUGAAAUCUGGGGUAAUGGAGGCCAAUGACUCUUCCAAUAAACUCAUCGAGGCUGCGUUUCUGGACUUUGCACGGCUGCUGCGUUCGCUGGGCCUGCGGGAGGGCGCCGCUCUGUGGGCGUCGCGGGCCGGCAGCGCCGGAGAGCAGCUGAUGGAGGAGCUCUUCCAGGGGGAAGGUGGCGUUCCCGAAGCCGUACUUGGCGAAGACGAGGUGGAAGUGGGACUGGAGAGCACAGAGUGAGCGGGUGUCUAUCAGAACUCGAUCAUUAUGAAUGAACUCUGGAUCGGCAUCCGGGAGAUUCAUGCUCAUCACCUCUGCAUCUCUGAGGAGAGGGGAUGCGAGGCGUUUAUUCCUUGUGAGGUUUUUACUGGAAGCUACCUGCGUCUGUGGCUGUGAUGAGGUUGAGGUGAUGUAAACGGUCUGUGUGUGUAUGUGUGUGUGUUCAUGUGUAAAUGCAUGUAACGGCCCAAGAAGAAACACUUUGUGUCCCCAUCACCUCUUUGUCACUCCAUGUUGCUUCCAUUUAAAUCCCUGAAUGUUUGUUUUACAAAUGGUUACUUUCCGUGAUGGUUUUGGUGAUGUCAGAGUACUACUGUAGCUCUAUGGGUGUCACUGAAAAAAAUGAUCUCUGUCCUUUUGAAAGUGUGUUGUAGCGGUGCCCCAUGGGUGACUUUCUUGAUUCAUGAAUUGCACUUUUAAUUUCACACCUAAGACUUUAUAAUUUGAUUGGAGAUCUUGCUUUAACUGGCCAUGUGAUUAUGCACAAAUACACAAAAGCAACUUGUUCUUUGAGUCACUCACCAAAACCUGACUUUUCCUGAUUUGUCAGUUUGAUACGAGAACUGUCACCACAGUGAUGACGUGAAUUAGACGCAUGAUGUAUCUUAAUCCAUUCCAGUUAUCUUUUAGCAUCCUUUCGGCUGUUUCUAUGGACACUUGCAACAGUUUGCCAUCUGUGUUUUUGAUGUUACGGUAAUGACGUUUGCUACAAACAGAGCUAUCAAGCUGUUAAUCAGACCUCUGAAACGUUUAACCAGUCUGUGCUGCUUUCUGAAAUAAUCCCUUGCAUUCAUUCAUUCAUUCCACUUAGACCUUUUAAACUUUUGUCAUCUUACAACCGCAAAAUUAAUUGCAGUUUAUUGGGAUUAUACAUGACAGAGUAACACAAAGUAGCACAUGAUUGUGCAGCUGUGCAUAUCCUGAGUAAAGAUAUCCUGCACAGUUUUCUUAUCUAAAAUGCUCAAACUCAAUCAGAAGAGAAUAUCUGUGGACAUCUGUUUUCAAGUCCUUCAUACAGAUUUACCUCUGGACUUUGACAGGACCAUUUUGACACAUGACAUGUUGGUGAUCGCCAGCUAGAAGCUGAACUUCCACCCCAGUCCAAAGCUUGGUGAAGACUCUAAUAGGUUUUCUCCUUAUUUAUUCGACUCAAUCAUCUGUGGUCAGCUUCCCACAGCAUGAUGCUGCCACCACCAGAUUUCACUGUGGGGUAGGUGUGUUCAGGGUGAUGUGCAGUGUGAGUUUUCUGCCUCACAAGUGAUUUUUGAAGUCGACUGGUUCUGAUUUGUGCAAAUAUUUUUGCCUUCCACACAAUUAUGCACUAUUUAUAUGCUAAUCUAUCGUAUGAAAUCCCAAUAAAAUAGAUUAAAGUUUGUGGUUAUAAUACAACGACAAUAAAAAAGUAUAAGAGGUGGGAAUACUUUUGCACUGCCACCCGUUCUUCGCUGUCCCGCCUGGUUCUUUACAUGCUAAACAUAUCCUGAAGAUCCAAACCAUCAGCGUAAUGUUGCAAAGAUUUUAUAGUGUUUGUGAUUUAAAAAAAAGAAGAAAAAGAACAGUUUCUUACUUUUAGUGUUGAUGUGUUUCAUAAACACACCAGUGGUGUUUCAUGUAAUCCGUGCUACUGUAAAAAACUGGAACAGUGUUGCUAUGGUAACCCACGUCCACUGACUGCUCCGCCUAACACUACUCGUGAUUAGCUGUAGUGUAUCUUACUCUGUGUGAGGGCAUCGUGGAGACGUGUACUGGUCUUCUUUUCCUUUUGACGAAAUGUUUAACAACAUUCUGCUGCUUUUCUUUAUAUGUACAAUGAAAUUAUACUGCUGAAAAUCCUGGCACGUAGACAUGUCUUUAACUGUAUAUUUUCUAAGAAGAAGAAUCCAUAAUGUUUAUCUUUUUUUCUUUGUCUAUUGUUAAAAUCGUGAUUCUGAUGCUUCAUGGCAAGAUAAAGAAUUAUAUGUGUAUAUGAAUGGUAAUAAAAAAUGUCUUCAAGGUU